Colius striatus (speckled mousebird) is the source of this 2543-nucleotide messenger RNA. RefSeq names its product enhancer of zeste 2 polycomb repressive complex 2 subunit (gene EZH2). The record is from RefSeq and is a predicted model, not a curated record. The coding region runs from base 83 to 2326 and encodes 747 amino acids. The transcript is spliced from 20 exons. Lineage: Eukaryota; Metazoa; Chordata; Aves; Coliiformes; Coliidae. Gene Ontology annotation, biological process: chromatin remodeling. Gene Ontology annotation, molecular function: histone H3K27 methyltransferase activity; protein binding.
GACGGAGGCAGAGCGGGCGGGCGGCGCGGAGCCGAGCGGAGCCGAGCGGGCGGCGGCGGAGCCGAGCCGGGCCGGGAUCAUCAUGGGUCAAACCGGGAAGAAAUCUGACAAGGGACCAAUUUGCUGGCGGAAACGUGUGAAGUCAGAAUAUAUGAGACUGAGGCAGCUCAAGAGGUUCCGGCGUGCGGAUGAAGUAAAGAGCAUGUUUAAUUCCAAUCGCCAGAAGAUACUGGAAAGAACUGAAAUCUUAAAUCAAGAAUGGAAACAACGUAGGAUCCAGCCUGUUCACAUCAUGACUUCUGUGAGCUCAUUGCGCGGGACCAGGGAGUGCUCCGUUACCAGCGACAUAGAUUUCCCAAAGCAAGUCAUCCCUCUGAAGACUCUCAACGCCGUUGCUUCUGUUCCUAUAAUGUAUUCUUGGUCUCCCCUUCAACAAAAUUUUAUGGUAGAGGAUGAAACUGUGUUACAUAACAUUCCAUAUAUGGGAGAUGAAGUGCUUGACCAGGAUGGUACCUUUAUUGAAGAGCUGAUCAAGAACUAUGAUGGGAAGGUGCAUGGAGACAGAGAAUGUGGAUUUAUCAAUGAUGAGAUAUUUGUUGAGCUGGUCAAUGCACUUGGUCAAUAUAGUGAUGAUGAAGAUGAUGAUGAUGGAGAUGACAAUCCUGAUGAGAGAGAUGACAAGCAGAAAGAUCGGGAAGGUGCCAGGAUGGAGAAGGAAAGUCACCCACCUCGGAGAUUCCCUUCUGACAAGAUCUUUGAAGCCAUUUCCUCCAUGUUUCCAGACAAGGGUACAGCAGAAGAGUUGAAAGAGAAGUACAAAGAGCUCACUGAACAGCAGCUUCCUGGAGCUCUUCCUCCCGAGUGCACCCCAAACAUCGACGGACCAAACGCCAAGUCGGUUCAGAGGGAGCAGAGCCUGCACUCGUUCCACACGCUCUUCUGCAGGCGCUGCUUCAAAUACGAUUGCUUCUUGCAUCCAUUCCAUGCAACUCCCAACACUUACAAACGGAAGAACACAGAAACAGCAUUAGAUAAUAAGCCCUGUGGACCUCACUGCUAUCAACACCUGGAGGGCGCAAAGGAGUUUGCGGCCGCCCUGACGGCGGAGCGCAUCAAAACCCCCCCGAAGCGGCCGGGCGGGCGCCGGCGAGGGAGGCUGCCCAACAACACCAGCAGGCCCAGCACGCCCACCAUCAACGUCCUGGAGUGCAAGGACACCGACAGCGACAGGGAGGCGGGGACCGAGACCGGCGGCGAGAGCAACGACAAGGAGGAGGAGGAGAAGAAAGACGAGACGUCCAGUUCCUCCGAGGCAAACUCCAGGUGUCAAACACCCAUAAAGAUGAAGCCAAAUAUUGAGCCUCCGGAGAACGUGGAAUGGAGUGGUGCAGAAGCCUCCAUGUUCAGAGUCCUCAUUGGCACCUACUAUGACAACUUCUGUGCAAUUGCCAGGCUGAUUGGGACCAAGACGUGCCGGCAGGUGUAUGAGUUUAGAGUAAAGGAGUCUAGUAUCAUUGCUCCAGUCCCUGCUGAAGAUGUUGAUACUCCCCCCAGAAAGAAGAAAAGGAAACACAGGUUGUGGGCUGCUCACUGCAGGAAGAUACAGCUGAAAAAGGACGGAUCCUCGAACCACGUUUACAACUACCAGCCGUGCGACCACCCGCGGCAGCCCUGCGACAGCUCCUGCCCCUGUGUGAUCGCCCAGAACUUCUGCGAGAAGUUCUGUCAGUGCAGCUCCGAAUGCCAGAACCGCUUCCCUGGCUGUCGCUGCAAGGCGCAGUGCAACACCAAGCAGUGCCCGUGUUACCUGGCCGUGCGCGAGUGCGACCCCGACCUCUGCCUCACCUGCGGCGCCGCCGACCACUGGGACAGCAAAAAUGUCUCCUGCAAGAACUGCAGCAUCCAGAGAGGCUCCAAAAAGCACUUGCUACUGGCACCUUCAGAUGUGGCAGGCUGGGGAAUCUUCAUCAAAGAUCCUGUACAGAAGAAUGAAUUCAUCUCUGAAUACUGUGGUGAGAUCAUUUCUCAGGAUGAGGCAGACAGAAGAGGAAAGGUCUAUGACAAGUACAUGUGCAGCUUUCUGUUCAACCUCAACAACGAUUUUGUGGUUGAUGCAACACGAAAGGGCAACAAAAUCCGCUUUGCAAACCAUUCAGUAAACCCCAACUGCUAUGCAAAAGUGAUGAUGGUGAACGGCGAUCACCGAAUAGGAAUAUUUGCCAAAAGAGCCAUUCAGACUGGUGAAGAACUGUUCUUUGACUACAGAUACAGCCAAGCUGAUGCCCUUAAGUACGUGGGCAUUGAAAGAGAAAUGGAAAUCCCUUGACACCAGCUACCUCCUCCUUUUAAACAAACAGCUGCCUUACCUUCAGGAAUUCCUAGUACUGUGGGCAAUUUCAGACGGAGCGCGAGCGCUGCGGGUUGAACUCCCGUCUUUGCAAAGUACUGUACCGGUAAUUUAUAGUAACACAGGUGAAAACACACAAAAAGACAAGCAACUUUUUAUUAUUGCCUUCUCACCAGCUGCAAAGGGUUUUGUACCA